This is a messenger RNA of Sorex fumeus (smoky shrew), 1478 nucleotides long. RefSeq names its product hypoxanthine phosphoribosyltransferase 1 (gene HPRT1). Gene Ontology annotation, biological process: GMP salvage; IMP salvage; hypoxanthine metabolic process. The coding region runs from base 149 to 805 and encodes 218 amino acids. NCBI's taxonomy places the organism in Eukaryota, Metazoa, Chordata, Mammalia, Eulipotyphla, Soricidae. The record is from RefSeq and is a predicted model, not a curated record. Gene Ontology annotation, molecular function: hypoxanthine phosphoribosyltransferase activity; magnesium ion binding. The transcript is spliced from 9 exons.
CCUGCUGUGUCUCCACCUCCUCCUCCUCCUCUUCCUCCUCCUCCUCCUCCUCCUCCUCCUCCUCGUUCUCCUCCUCCUCCUCCUCCUCCCGGCUGCCGGCUUCCUAGUCUCCUGACGGCCCUGAGCCCGCGAGCUGGCGCUCUCCGUUAUGGCGACCCGCAGCCCUAGCGUCGUGAUCAGUGAUGAUGAACCAGGUUUUGACCUCGACUUAUUUUGUAUUCCUAAUCACUACAUCGAGGAUUUGGAGAAGGUGUUUAUUCCUCAUGGACUAAUUAUGGACAGGACAGAGCGGCUCGCUCGUGACGUGAUGAAGGAGAUGGGAGGCCAUCACAUUGUAGCCCUAUGUGUGCUCAAGGGGGGCUACAAAUUCUUUGCUGACCUGCUGGAUUACAUCAAAGCACUAAACAGAAACAGUGACCGAUCAAUUCCUAUGACCGUCGAUUUCAUCAGACUAAAGAGUUACUGCAAUGACCAGUCAACUGGGGACAUAAAAGUCAUCGGUGGAGAUGACCUGUCAACGUUAACUGGAAAGAAUGUCUUGAUCGUGGAAGACAUCAUUGACACUGGCAAAACAAUGCAAACUUUGCUGUCCUUGGUCAAGCAGCAUAAUCCCAAGAUGGUCAAGGUUGCAAGCUUGCUGGUGAAAAGGACACCUCGCAGUGUUGGAUACAGACCAGACUUCGUUGGAUUUGAAAUUCCAGACAAGUUUGUCGUGGGAUAUGCCCUUGACUAUAAUGAAUACUUCAGGGACUUGAAUCAUGUUUGUGUCAUCAGUGAAAAUGGAAAGGCCAAGUACAAAGCCUAAGAUGUGAGAGUUCCAGUUAGAUACGGAAACCCUGGAAUUCCAGUGAAGACACCAUUAAAAUUAGCAAAUGUUCCAGUUCUGUGGCCAGCUGCUUAAUUGAGCUUAUUGCAUGCAUCCUCUAUGAAUCGUGUCUGUUUGGGAUUUUAGAAAUGUCAGUUGCUGCAUUCCUGAACUCUUUUAUUUGCACUAUGAGCCUAGACUAUCAGUUCCCUUUUGGUGGAUUGCUGUUUGUUUGACUCAUGAAUGAAUUCUCUCUCAAGUGACACCACUACUGAAUGGAAAGAUUGAAAUUGUAUCUGUGAGAAACAUUGAAAGAGAAGAUAUAUUAGUUUUGUAAUUGGUAGCUCUUUUUAUAUAUUAAGGAAAGAACAGGAGUGUGGGAUGGUUGUUAAUGAUGCCACUGUUGUUUAGUACAGAAGCAGUCCGUUAGCGCAGCGACAACAGCACCUUGGAGGUGGUGUUAAGGGCAGUUAAACCACGCAGCCUGGAAUUAUUUUAGUAACGUUUCUGUAGUACUAACUGUUAUUCUCCUGCUUAUUUGGAUUUUUUCGGGUGAUUUGUUAACAGUUGUUUCUUUUCAAUAUCCAAAUCAAUAAGUUCGAGAAACUUUACCACUUUUUCAAUUCUGAAGUGUAUUUGAUCUUAAAAUAAAGGCUGUCUCUUUAAAAACAAA